AUCUGGCAGGUUACCUUGUCAAAUAAGACACUUUUAUUCACUUCCGCCAGCUGGUCACACUGCACUGCACUGAAAAUAUGAGAAAAAGUGUAAAAAUAACAAAACAAACGUGCAAUAAAAGGUGAAAAAAGCAACGCGCAGUUGCGGGCAAAUCGGCGAUAAUCGUGCGACAAAACUUUGCAAAAUCGGCGAGCAAAGAGCUCGCGAAAAAAACGUAGACAGCGGACAGCAGAGCGACGAAUGAAGAUGAUGAGCGAAGAAGAAGAAGUAUGGCAGCAGCAGCAGCAGCAGCUAGAGCAGCAAUAAUAAGUGUUCUGUGCGCGAGUGCAACGAAAAUAACACACAAAUAACAGACGGCGAUAAAAAAACCAAAAAAAAAAAACGCGAAAUAGGCACAGGCACAAAAUCCAAAAAAAAUAGAUUGCUGCGAAGUGAGUGUGCACAACUGCGCCCCCGCUCCGCUCCGGUCCCCUCCGCCGCCGCCACCACCCCAACAUCUUUACCUCCCCGUGCGCGCGUGUGUGUGUGUGUGUGUGAGAGCUCCCCAUUUGGAUUCGCAUCUGUGUGCGUGUGUGUAUGUGAAAAACAAAAGCCAAAUCGGAGCAGCAGCCGCAGCCGAAGAAGAAUAUAUAGAAUCAAGGAAAUGCAAUAUAAAAACAGCCGCCGUUGCUGCGUGCUGUAAUCCCAAAUUCCCCCCAAUUGGACAGAAAUCGGAAGGAGGCAGGCCACCGACCAAUCUACACAAAUACCAUCGCACUUUUCCGCUCCGUUCUGCCGUGAAAAGAGGUCAAAGGCGCAACAAAAGUUUUUCAUGCGGUAACCACGACAAAAAAACAACAAAAAAAUAAGAAAAAUACAGAAUACAAAAAAUAAAAAAAAGUGCCAACCAGCUGAGAGCGCAAAAAAAAAACAACGUCGCAGUUCUGCGUUAAAACAAUAAAAAAAAAAAAUAAUAAUAAAAUAAAAUAGCCGCCAGUGUGUGCGUACGCGUGCGAGUGUAUGCGUGUGUGUGUGUGUAAGUGCGAGCGAGAAAGCAAGAAGAAAACAAUUUUUGCCAACAAACUCAAAUCAGAUGCCGAUUUUGGGAUUUAAUCACACCAAAAAGCAACAAAAACAACAGCAGCCGACUCAGAAACAACUCAAAAUCAAAUCUGGUUUUAUCAGGCGACGUUGACAGAAGAAGAAGAAGAAGAAGAUUUAAAAAAAAGCGCGCGGAAAGACACAAAAGGCAAUAACAAUAAUAAAAUACAACAAAAUAUAUGAAAAUACAAAAAAAAAACCGCCAAAAAUUAAAUUCUUCUAUAUGAGAUUUUAAUCAAGCAAAAACAAAAACAACACAAACAAUACAAAUUUGCAUAGCCAGAAAGAGAGGACGAGGAAGAGAGAGAGAGAGCGCAGCAGCUCAAAAAUCCAAUUGGAGUUUGCCGCGCAACAGAGACAGAGAGAGAGAGAGGAGAGGCAGAGAGAGCAACGGAAUUUUUGUUGUCCGAGCCCGCGCUUGAAAUACCAACCUCCUUCAAAAUGGCCAAUCCGCGCAAGUUCAGCGAAAAGAUCGCCCUGCAGAAGCAGAAGCAGGCCGAGGGCACGGCGGAGUUCGAACGGAUCAUGAAGGAGGUCUAUGCCACGAAACGGGACGAACCGCCGGCCAAUCAAAAGAUUCUGGAGUGCCUGGGCAACCAGGAGGGCAGCCAAUCCUCGCCAGGAACGGCCGGGAAUGGCGGAAGUGGCGGCAGUGGCACAGGCAGUGGAGCAAGCGGCGGUGGAGCCUCGCCGGAUGGCUUGGCUGGCGGCGGAGGCGGCUCACCGACGGCGUAUCGCGAGUCGCGGGGGCGCAGUGUGGGCGUGGGCCCGAUGCGACGACCCUCGGAGCGAAAGCAGGACCGGUCACCGUACGGCAGCAGCUCCACAACGCAGCAGACUUUGGACAACGGCCAGCCCAAUCCGCAUCUCCUGGGCCCGCCCACGUCGGAUAGUUUGUGGCGUCGCUCCAACUCCGAUUCGGCCCUGCACCAAAGCCUGAAUAUGGCAGUGGCGGCGGAAGCAUCUGGCGGAUUCUCCACGGAUCUCAACUCUCUGCACGCCAACUACCAACAGCAGCAGCAGCAGCAACAGCAACAUCAGCCGGUCCAGCAACGAUCUCACUCGCCGCAUCAUGCGAUAGGCAGGAGUUUCAGUCCGCAGGCUCAGCGCCGGAAGUCGCCGAUGCUGCAGCCGCACCAGCUUCAGUUGCAACAGCUCCAGCAGCAGCAACAACAGAUGCAGCAGCAGCACCAACUGAUGCAGUUGCAGCAACAGCAACAGCACCAACAACAGCAUCAGCAGCAGCAACACCAGCAGUUGCAACACCAGCAACAGCAACAACAGCAGCAACAGACCACGCCAUAUAACGCCAAAUUCCCGAACUCACUGUUCCGGCCGCUACAGGAUCAGGCCAACUACGCCAACACCGGCUCCCUGCCAGAUCUCACAGCACUUCAGAACUACGCACCCCAGCCGCAGCCGCAGCAGCAGCAGCAGACGCUGCAACAGCAACAGCAGCAGCAGUUGCAACAAACCCUAUCGCCGGUCAUGUCGCCGCACAAUCAUCGGCGGGAAAGGGAUCAGUCGCCGAGUCCAUUUAGUCCAGCGGGUGGAGGAGGAGGUGGAGCGGGUCCUGGGUCUCCAUAUCACCAGCAGCAGCCCUCGCCCACCAGCAACGCGCAACAACAACAGCAGCAACAACAACCGAGCAGCUCGCCACACCUGUCCUUCACCAAUCUGGCCACAACGCAAGCGGCCGCGGGAUCGGGCACCUUCAAUCCCCUGCCGACGCUGGGGCCGCACAAUGCCACCGAUUACCGCCAGCCACCGAAUCCGCCUAGUCCGCGCUCCUCGCCCGGCCUCCUGAGCAGCGUCUCGGCCACGGAUCUGCACUCGAGUGCGCCGGCCAGUCCGAUCCGCCACCAGCAACAGCAGCAGCAGCAGCAACAAGUGCCACAGCAGCAGCAGUUCGAUACCUCGUACAACAGUCUGAAUACCUCGUUUCACAGUCAGUUCGAGAUCUUCUCGCUCGGCGACAGCAAUUCAUCGCCGGAGCAGCAGGGAUUCGCCAACUUUGUGGACUUUGAUGACUUGAGCGGCGGAGGCAGCGGUGGCGGCAGUGGAGGAGGAGGCGGCGGUGGCGGUGGCAACUCCGGAAGCGGAGGCAGCAAUGGAGGUGGUCCACUGACCAAUGGCUACAACAAGGAGAUGCUGGACUUUAGCGAGCUGAGCGGCAGCCCCGAGGCGAGUGGGAACAACAACCACCUGCGGAGGGCGGGAGUCAACAACCUGAACAACAACGGGCUGAGCAAUGGAGUCGGUUCGACGCACAACGGAAGCACAAAUCUUAACGGAGCGGGGAACAAUAAUAGCAGUAGUAAUGCGGGAGAUCCUUUGGGGAUAGCUGCAUCGCCAGUUCCGUCACCGCUCGGAUGUCCCAGCUCUCCGCUUCCAAUACCCAUGUCGGCACAGGCCUCGCCGCAGCAGCAACACCACCACCACCACCAUCACAACCAACAUCAGCAACAGCAGCAGCAGCAACAGCACCUGCAACAGCAACAACUGUCGCUAUCGCUGCACCACUCUCCGCACCACUCGCCGAUGCAUUCGCCGCAUCAUGGAAAUUCCCCGCUGUCGAGCAGUUCACCCUGCUCCAACUCCAAUGUGCUGCUGAAUCACCACCAACAGCAACAGCAGCAACAGCAGCAGCAGCAUCACCACCAGCCACAUCACCACCAAGGAGCGUCGCAAAGUCAUACGCCCACGACAGCGAAUAUACCUUCGAUUAUAUUCAGUGAUUACUCCUCCAAUGCGGACUUCUCGAGGGAGAUCUUCGACACCCUGGACCUGGAUCUGGGCCAAAUGGACGUGGCCGGAUUGCAGAUGCUGUCGGACCAGAAUCCCAUCAUGAUCGCCGAUCCGAACAUCGAGGACAGUUUUCGGCGCGACCUCAACUGAUACUAUGAGGAGGCUGUUGCGGCCAUCGAAAGCGGAGUGCUGCUGGAGGAUACCUACCAGGCGCUGCUGGGAUCCGGAUCGGAGCAGGACGAGCUGGCAGCAACAGUUGAGGAUGCAGCCGAGACCGCAGCAGCCGUAGCUUUGGCAGCCGAAGCAGCAGCAUCAGCAGUUAGCGAAAAGGAUAAAAAGGAGCUGGAGGUGGUGGAGCUGCUGGUGCCUGGGGUGAUGGAUGACCUGGUGGACUCCAGCGACCUGGAUGAGGAGGUGCGCAACUUCUUCUUUUAGGCCGUUUUCGUUAGCCAUUUUUCGUUAGUUUUUAACCGUUUUCGUCCGUGCUUUCGUAGCUAGUUCUUAAAAAGAAAAAACUUAAAAAGAAAAAUGAAAUUUAGAAAAAAAAUCAAGCAUCAUUAACCCCUAAGUGUACUUCAGUGUCUUUUUACACCCUCUUUCCUCUUAAAAAAAAAAAAAAACAAAAAUGAAAAACCAAGAAAAUCCCUUGCCCCUUGCGAGAGUCUCAGAUUUUACUUAACUACGCACAUAAGUCACUCUACAAUUUAAACACCUUAUUUCUGUAUAUAAAAAAGGAUAUGAAAGAGAAAGGAUACCGAAAGGCAAGUAAGCGGAUUGAAACCAAAAAGUGUCUUAGACCAACGACCAAAAUUAUAUUCUCUAUGCAAGAAAAAAAGAAAUAUCUGUUAUCUCUAGCUAAUUCAGAUUUAAAUCUAUAUACCCUAUAUGUCCUAGACACCCAACCAUAUUUCGAUUCGUUUGUUCCAGAUCCCGAAAGAUACAUAGAUAGCUAAUUAUUCAGAUACCCAGAUCUACUAACAUAAUCCCAAUGUGCCGUCGAAGCAAUUACUAGAAUUUUAAGAUGACGAUAUCGAAACCGAUCCCCUCACUUUUCGAAUAAAAGCGAUAGAUAGAUAUGUACAUUCGAGAGAUCCUUUUUUUCAUAAAUUCAGUAUCACAAACGAGUAUCUAACCAUACAUCUACAUAUAUAGCUGAUAGUCCAGGCACAAGUCGACAAAUUUUUACGAAAACCAUCAAGAAUCAAAAUCGAACUCAAAACAAGCAAAACUCAAGAACUAAAGGAUUUUUUUUUUUUUAAAUCUUUAACAUUAUAGUAGAUAGGGUUUUCCAACAAAGAAAAAAAAACAAAAAAACUUAACUUUCCAAGCAUGGAAUUACGACUAUACCACAAUCUACAAUAUCCCCGAUUUUCGAAAUCAUUUAAUUGCAAACUACAUAAAUAAUUACAAAUAUUUAAGAGUCAAAUCAAAGAAAGCUUUAUGGCCUGCAACCACAAUAAAGAGAUCCUGAAAUCUAAAUAUAUAAUAUAUACUGUUUAUAAAUAAUACGAAUUAAUUCGAGUCUUAAUUCUACUUAAUAAUUGUAACAAAAAAAAUUGCAAAACAAAAAAAAACUUACAAAAAAAAAGCUUCAAAAGUGCAAAGUAAACAAUUUUUGUUAUUUUAUUCGAGUACCAGAAAUUCUAUAAAUAUACACAACUAUCCGUAAUAUUGGUAUAUAUAUUAGUGAGAUAAUGUCUUUGCUAAUCCACAGCCCCCAACAAAUAGAUAUCCUUUUUUUAAUUAUCGAUGUAAACUCUAGUUAUAAACUAAACUUAAAUGAGACGAGGUAUAAACAAAAAAAAAAAAACGAAAAAAUAAGCGACACAAAAAGCGAAGAAAAAGAAUUAAAACACACAUUUAAAUUUUAAAUGUAAUUAAUGAUGUAAUUUAUGUGGGAAAUGCGCGCGCAAAAAAAAAUUAAGAUUGAUAACAUAUUUGUUUUUUGCUGUUAUGUGUUGGAAGUAAACACGUAAUUAAAAACAUAAUAAUACUAGAUAAGUCAGAGAGAAAUGCUAAUUAUAAAUUAUACUAUUAAAUUAAAUUAAUUGUGUAUGUAAUAUAUAAUUACAUUUAUAAAGUUUAAUGUGAGAAACGACGGUACAUCAACACCGGAUACCCGGAUACCGGAGAUCGGAGACCGUAGACCCGAGAAAAAAAAUAAGCCAUAAGAUUAUAUUCAAUGUAAUAACACAGUUAUUUGUUUCAAAUAAAUCUUAAAUUUGAUUUUAAAGUCCAGAAAAAAAAAACAAAAGAAUUUAUUUUUUUAAAGUGUCAUCAUCCAACAGGUGGUUACUCCAAAAUACCCCGAUUACGUGGGUGGGCGAGUGCAUAGCUGGGUGUGUGCGCGAAUAAUUGCACGUAUAAUUAUGUAAAUUUAUUUAAAAAUGAAAAAACAAAAAAAAAAAAUAGAAUAAAAAUAUUUAUAAAUUGAUCGUUUGGCUCUCAGUUUCUAGUCGCUCUCUCUCCGCAAAAACCUCUAAUUGUGUUUGUGUAGUUUUGUGUCUUUGUUAAUAAGCGCGACGCAGUUCGAUGUGUGCUGCGCUAAAUUUAGUAUUCAAAGUUCAAUGCGGCUAAAUUGAAUAACUGGAAUGGACACGGACACUCGACAAUAUCGAAGAAAUCUAUAACUGCCGCCACCCUUUUCUGUGCCCCUCCGUAGUCCGGACCAGCUUGGUACAUAUUUGAACAUGUGCGCCAAACACCACCGAAAUGCAAUUUCUACUUUAUUUCUUCCAACGAGGAAAUGUUAAAAACGAUUCGUGAGGAAAUCAUUAAGAAUGGGUCAUCAAAAAACGUGCCCCGCCCCCCGGAUUCCGCGGAUGCAUCGGCUCCAGAAGUGGCCAAAAAGAGGCAAGAAGUGGCCAAAAAGAGGCCAGAAGUUUCGCCGGAGAGGAUCGCGGUAACUCCUCGGAGGUCGCCCAGUCCCCUUGGAGAAUUAAGUAAUGUAAUGAGUCCUUUGCCGAAUCUUCCGAGCCCCCCCCGUGCAGUGGAGGAUAAUUUAAUUAAUUUAUCGGCCACGCCUCCUCGCAAAAGAAGGAGGUUCCACCCCACAAUUUUUUGGAAGCCGGAAUCGCACAAGGACGGCAGUGGUCGAGAGUGGACCACAUUAAAAUAUCAAUGCGAAAUUUGUUUUAAAAUUUGCCAAAAACCGAAGGCAUAUGAGAACCACAUAAUGUUGUGCAAAAAUGAUUGCAAAACAGUGGCUUGCAAGUGGUGGCCCUAUGUCCAAAAGUCCUCCAAUUUGGGAAAUCACUGGAAGAGGUGCAUAGGGGGGAAAAAAUUGUAUAUCCCCAUUGGGGAACAAUUGAAGCAGCGGAAAAUGUGGUCCGAAAUGAAGGACACGUCGGGAUCGAAAUCGCAAGUGGAAAGUGUGGCCUGUAUACAUUUUAAUUUAUUUCUUUUAUCAACAGAUGAAGACUUUUGAAAAAAUAUUGCCCACGGAGAAGUUACUUCCUUUCGUGUUUUAUUUUACCUCUCGCUGAAAACCCGAUCCAGCUUUCACAUAAUCCUGCCCAGCUUCGACAUUAAUCUUGUCCAAGCUUCGACAUAAUCUUGUCCAGCUUACAACAACUAUUUUACAGAAUUUCCCUGGUUAUUAUUAUCUGCAUAUACAUACAUAUAUUAUCUGUACAUAUAUAUAUAUAUAUAUAUAUAUAUUUUGAUUUUCGUUUUAGUGUUGAAAAUUUCUCAAAUUAAGCUGUUGAAAGUGUUGAAAAAUAAAUUUUUUUUCAAUUUUUUUAUUUCAAUUUUUUACAAUUAAUUUGUGUUACCAUUUAAACAAGCGCCAGCAAGAGAAUUGCUACAAUUUGUUGCAUUAUUUUGGCUAAAUUCUAAUAAUUACUCCAAGUCCACGUCGUGUUUACAAUUUUCUUAGGCUAGUGAUGGGAGUAUUGACCCGGCUGUUGCGAUAGUCGCUACAUACCAAAGGCACCCUGUACUUAGCCGAAACGAAAAAGAGCAACGAUAAAGGAUAUUAUAUCUUUGCUACCUGCGGGAGAAAGGUCAAAUAAACGUAUUUAAGAGUAAGGACACAAAAGCAUGAGUAUUUUUAAAAUUGAAGCCACGUUCGUGCUUUCGAUAUUUAGGCAAUCCUUACCCGAUUGCAGCACUACGUUUAUCGAUAUAUUGAUAGUUUUGGUAUAUUAUCAACAACCCUAAUACUUUCAACGUCCCUAGUUUUUUUUUGUUUUGCUUCGCUCGCGGUGAAAAAUUAAAGUAAUUAUUAAACCACACUCCAACUGCCAACUGCAUACGAGUCAACGAAUCGCGUCGCCGAAAAACCAAACAGUAUUACCUGUGCGAGUGUUUGGCAACAGCACCAAAUUUGUGUGGCAAAUCAAUAAACCGUGAGAGCGCUGCGCAAAAGAGAAAACCAAGAAAUCGACCAACGCAUAGGAGAAGAAAAAAAAACAAGGGAAUGCUUAUUUCAGAUCCUGUUGGUACGCAAGUAAUCCUCCUCCUCGUCGUCGUCGGCAUCCUCUACCACACUGUAGGAGCUCUUGCCACCGCCUUCCUUGGCCAAAUGCGUUUCAAAGAACUCCUCCACCGUGUCCGUGUUCCAUUUGGUAAUGGACAGCGUCUCCUGGACCUUACCACUAGCAUCUAGCAGCUUAACCACAGGAUCCAGGCCUCGCACGUACUUGAUCUGCAGGUUGGGGAACUUGGAGGGUCGGCCGCUCUGGAUGAAGGCCUGGAUCUGGGGGUAGGCGCGGAACUUGCAGGUGCAGACCUCCAAAAUAGCCUUGGCAUAGGUCCUCUGCGCUGCUGGCUGCUGAUCCAAAGUGCAGCACUGUUUGCAAUGGGGCCUAAGAACACAAUAUAAGUAUUGAGCAAAUGAAUAAAAAUAAAGAGACCUACUUGAUCGCCUCCAA
Molecule: messenger RNA, 8702 nt
Organism: Drosophila ananassae
Lineage: Eukaryota; Metazoa; Arthropoda; Insecta; Diptera; Drosophilidae
Gene: Crtc
Exons: 5
Coding region: 1522-3978 (818 amino acids)
Biological process (GO): positive regulation of transcription by RNA polymerase II; protein homotetramerization
Cellular component (GO): nucleus; cytoplasm
Molecular function (GO): cAMP response element binding protein binding
Source: RefSeq, a predicted model, not a curated record